Symsagittifera roscoffensis is the source of this 2381-nucleotide messenger RNA. Its product is annotated as transcription initiation factor TFIID subunit 4B-like. Gene Ontology annotation, biological process: transcription initiation at RNA polymerase II promoter; DNA-templated transcription. The record is from RefSeq and is a predicted model, not a curated record. Lineage: Eukaryota; Metazoa; Xenacoelomorpha; Acoela; Convolutidae. Gene Ontology annotation, molecular function: RNA polymerase II general transcription initiation factor activity; protein heterodimerization activity; DNA binding. The transcript has a single exon. Gene Ontology annotation, cellular component: transcription factor TFIID complex. Bases 565 to 2172 code for a protein of 535 amino acids.
CAUUUGUUGAAGAAAUUUCGUAAUGUCGAUCAUGCCUCAUCGGCAACCGGCUAUCCUUGUUUAAAUCAAUGCUCUUUUUGGUCUUCUAUUUGAGAAGAUUCCGUGCUGACUAUCGGGAUCAACUGAACUGUUAGAGAAAUUUUAAUGAAAAAGGGCAAAAUCUGCUCGAUGAUAUAAAUAAUAUCAAAUUUAUCAGUUUUCGUCUUGGACGAAAUCUGUUGCAGGUUUUUUUUUCGGUCAACCAAUCCAGGCAAGGCAACAUCAAACUUUUGGUUUAUAGGUUCUUUUCUGCAGCUAGAGUUGAUAAAAAUGCACGCUCUCCUAGCGUUGUAAUUUGCAUUAAUGAAUUAAUCGAUGUUGGCAAUCAAUGACUGCAAAGUCUAAUUUUCUACCAAUCCAUCGACUUAAUUGAAUUAUUGCACUUCGAAUGGAUGGAAAUAGUUUUUGACAACCCCUGAUUUUUUAAUGAGGUGAGUAGGAAAACUGAUUACAACAAAUCAGCAGUAGUUUAAUUUUCAGCGAUAAUCAUGAGCUUCUAAAAACAGCAAGUUAAGUUUCGCUAGAAUGGCCUCGCACAAUGUGAACAACCCUCAAAAUGGAAGAAUUCAAUAUAUCCAAAAUCAUGGAACCAGAUUUAUCAGACCGUCCGGGCCUGUUAUACGUGGUGCUGUUUCCACGCCGACUGUCAAUCCGCAAGAUUUAGCCACAAAAUGUCAGAACUUUUUGGAUACUCUGGUCCAGCUCGCUGACGACAAAGGUCCUGAGGUAGGCACCCGGGUUAGAAAUCUGGUUAACCAGCUGAUCAAAGAUGAACUGCAGCCCGAUAAGUUUGGGGCACUAAUAAGUUCUACAGUCAUUGGUUCAAGACCACAACCAGGUCUCGUACCUUUUCUACAAAAAAGUUUGCCUUGUUUGCGCAAGUUCCCGCGUCCUGUCAAUGGAUCCACUCGGGUAAAUGCUCCACAUCCCUCUGGUUCUAACAGAAAUGAUCUGAUGUCAAAUUUACCAAGCGGUUACUCUGGGCCGUUGCCGGGCGACGGUGUACGCACAUUGCAAACCAGCCAGACCUCAACGUCCGCCUCCAACUCAAACUUCAUGUUGCCACAAACAAUCAAAGUGAGUAAUUCAACUACGUCGCAAGCUAUAUCAUCAGGCCAUUCUAAUCUCCAACUGAAUGUGCAAUCCAGACUAAGUCAACAUGACUCUCCAUCGCCGGGGCCAGGUUUCUACCGGAGUCCUGCCCCCAAUGGCCAGCAUGCAUCACCCGUUAUUUUGCCUCCGCCUGCUAAUUGUGAUUUGAGAAGACACGUGCAGCAGAAAAUUAUAUCAGUACCCAGAAAUCAAAGCCCGCGACCUCCUAAUGUAAAUAAUCACAAUGUAGUUGCAAGGGAAGACGAUGGAAUUGUCGAAGAUAUCAACGACGUCACCUCACAGACAGGCAUAAAUUUGAAUGAAGAAGCAAAUUUUCUGACAGAAGACAACCUCGUUCCGUUGAAUCAGCUUCCUAGAGCACCUUCUAGACCCUGUUUUAUCACAUCGACUAGCGCCUUAUCAUCGAAAAUUAGAAACAUGGCCUCCAACUACCAAUUCGAAGAGCCGGUUUCGCCUAAAGUUGCGGAUUUGAUCGCACUGUCGUGUCAACGAUACCUCAAAACUCUGGUGGAAAAACUUGGAACAGCAGCUCAGCAUCGCAGUGAAGUUCUACGACAGGAGUCUAGGUAUGAAGUUGGCAAUGACGUGAAAAAACAACUGAAGUUUUUCCAGGAAAUCGAAAUAGCAGAAUUACAAAAAAAGAAAGAAGCUGAGAGGGAAAAUCUUGUCAAAACGGCUAAAAGUCGUUCCAAGAAUGAAGAUCCGGACGAACAGCAGAAAGCUAAAAGAAAAGUGAGAGAAAUGGAAAUGGCGAGUACGGAAAAGUUGACAGCGUCACAAACAAAUGCCGCCGCGAUUCACGCCUUAGAUGAUGUUGGAGUUCCGCCGCGUAAGCGAAUGGCACUCGAUAACCAAGAACAACCGAGUUCUUUACGUGAUCAUAGAAAUCCAACUAACAGGGGUAUGAACUCCUCUUGGACCCCGAGAAGGGUUGUGAACCUGAAGGACGCGUUGGUUGUAUUCGAACAGGAAAAAACAAUACGAAGCUCUCUUUUGUAUGAGGCGUUUAUGAAGUUAUAAUUUUUGAUACUGUAUUCCUAGUAAUUCACUAACGUUAUAAGUGGCAAUAAUCUUCUAGAAUUGUUGAUUGCACCAAAUUUCGAAUACUGCAAACUGGAAACUUGUCAAAUAGCUAAAAGGCUAAAAAAAAAUAGUUCCACUUAAGGUAUGAAGAAUUUGUAAAUUAUACUUCAAAUGAAAUUUUCAAAAUCUAUUCUUUUUGUUUUGCU